UUUCGUGUGUUAUCAUUGUAAACGAGACUGGACCAAACACAAGGAUCUCAAGUCGAUGUUGUCCGUUAGUUUACAAAUGUAGUAAAUUUAUAUUGCUAAGACUCCAGUUAUUCCAGAUGAAGAGACGAAAAUCCUACGAUAAUCGAGAGUGCUGGAAUAAAUGAUCGGACAUGUGAAUUAGACGGUGUAUUUCGUACCUUGCACUUUUUCGAAUUCAACAGUGAAUCGUGUUUCACUACUGUCAACGUGCAUCACGCAACAAUGUCGAAGUUGCGUUUUUGCCCUAGAUAACGUGGUUCUGGUACCACCGAUAAUUAAAUAGGCCUUGGCACUGUGCCCGGCAAUUUAUACUCGAUGGAUCUUUUCCAAACGCCUUGAUUCCAGCGGUAUUUACCCUCGAAGUAUAAACAGCCAAGUCGAGCACUCGAGAUUAAUUUAUAAUCAUCAGCAGCUACGUCAUCCAAGUCUAAGCCUAGACCCAGACCUAGACCUAAAAAUGCUUGCACGUAGGCGGUUCCACAGAGAAGACAUCACGUUUAGCGACGAGCGUCGAUUCUUCAUAUCGAUCGAGAGUCAAAGAUGGAUUACUCGACACUAUCGGGCCUGCUUACAGCGGCUAACCCACUCAAGCUGUAUGUGUAGUGUACUACACAAGUUGUGCAUGGGUUACGUGUAAAGCGAACGGGGCCCACGGAAAUUUAUGAUCGGCUGUGGCUCUGCCUCGCCAGUUAUAAUACCUCUAUGCUCGCCAGCCCAACGCCGAGCCCAAAAGAUAACGGUGGCGCCAUCUUCUAUCACUGAAUUUUCGCGUCGUAAAAUAUCAGUAAAUAGAGAUUAACGAACAACGGAGUUGCAAUUGACCUAUUCGGGCUGCUUUUUUGUUGUGGGUGAAAUAAAUUCUAGUGGUAUUUAAGUGCCGUGAAUCGUUUGACAACCAAAAUGCUAUCGCAGGUGUUUCAGCCGUAGCCAUGUGACGUUGAGAGUGUGUGAAUACGUGUAUCAGCUGUCAACGGAAUAUUUUAUAAUAAUGUUUUUCGUUACUUUCGAUUUAACUGUAAUCUUCCACUGCUAUUUCGCCCACAACAAUUUUGAAUAAAGAAUCAUUUCGUCACAAAACAUUUGAAAAGUAUGCUCUCGUCUUUGAGAAUUCAUCAUGCCAAAUUCACUUGUACGUGUGCACAGACACAAUACAAGACAUCGCGAGAUUCGCUCUUAACUGGCAGAGAUUUAUUCGCUGCCUCUACCGAUGAAGGUUUCAUCCUACAUGGUGAAACUCCAGUUGUCUACAAUCAAAGCCAGGAAAAGGAUACCAGAAUGGUUGAAAAAUCUGAAAGUCGUGUUGAACCGAAAGUUACGCCACACAAUGGAAUAACCAGGGUGUGUCAGGUGGAUAAUGUAACCGAAAAUCCUCACGAGUUCAUAGUGAAAUAUAAGGGGCGAAAGUACGACAUUCAGAACCUUCUAAAAAAACAUCCCGGGGGAAGCAGGAUCAUGAAACCAUACAAGGGCUUGAACGUCGAUGAGGCGAUGGUUACGAACUCUCAUUCCAUCGCAGCCUUUCAUCUCUUUGAGGAAUUCGUACAAAGUAAUCAAGAGGAGUACCAGGAAAUCGAAAGAUUGGUCGACUGGAAUGCUCCACUGUUGUCGCAGGUCGGCUCUCUAAGGGAUCGUUACUGGGAAUGGGUGAAUCUUCCAGUAAACAGGCCCAUCCGUCUCUUCGCAUCAAACGGCCUCGAACGUCUCACAGUCACCCCAUGGUACAUGGUACCCGCUGUCUGGAUCCCAAUAAUCUUUUUCCUUCUAUAUCGGGGCUGCUCGAUAGAUCUCAAAGGAAAUUUUGUCGAUUCCAUACCGCAAAUUUCAUUUGCCAUUAGUUGGGGCAUCCUCUUGUGGACUUUCCUUGAAUACACGCUACAUCGAAAGCUGUUUCACAUGAAACCCCCAGCGAACUCAAAGAUUUUUAUAACGCUACAUUUCCUUCUGCAUGGUCUCCACCAUAAAGCGCCGUUUGAUGAACAGAGACUGGUAUUUCCCCCGGUCCCUGCGAUGCUGUUGGCCGUUGUCUUUUACACUGCUUACGAGAUGGUGUUUCCCGUUGCGAUGAUGAACUUCGCAGCAGGUGGAGUCGCAAUCGGCUACUUGUGCUACGACAUGACGCACUACUACUUGCAUUACGGAUCGCCGAAAGCUGAAACUUAUAUGUACGUGAUGAAGAGGUAUCACAACUAUCACCACUUUUCAUACCACGAUGAAGGUUUCGGUAUAAGCAGCAGACUGUGGGAUUACGUUUUCGGCACGGCGAUAACGUUGAGAAAUUUGAAGAAGGCGAUCGAAUGGUAAAGUUCAAGCAAUACUGUGCUGACGAACGUAAAAUGUUAUUCUAUUUUCAAUACAAUUUUGUGUAUGUUUUAUUGUUAUAAUAAUAACUCUAAUGGUAAAGAUAAUGUGUUUUUAUCGUAUUACGAAUAGAGUAAUGAUAAAUCGGAGUACAAGUACGAAAUAAAUAAUGUAUUCAAAAUUUAUGUACAUCGUUAUGCGACACGAUUCAAUAACAAUAAUAUUGUAUUUCAUUAAAUUAAUAUCAGUAUGAGAUUUUUUUUAAGUACAUGUAUUAAGGAACAAGUGUCAUGAAAACAUAAUUUAUAAGUGUAAUUAAUAUGUAUGCUCUUUGUUUUUACUAUAUUGUAUACUAUGUAUACGAAGUUUUUGAGAGAGAUUAUUACUUUCUGAAUAAAUUGAUUAAGUACCAGAGUGUUUCACGUACAUUAAUAAUUCGAAUCGACACGCUACCAGAUACAUUUUCAGCCAU
Neodiprion virginianus is the source of this 2809-nucleotide messenger RNA. RefSeq names its product fatty acid 2-hydroxylase (gene Fa2h). Gene Ontology annotation, biological process: fatty acid metabolic process; lipid biosynthetic process. The record is from RefSeq and is a predicted model, not a curated record. Gene Ontology annotation, molecular function: fatty acid 2-hydroxylase activity; iron ion binding. Bases 1129 to 2340 code for a protein of 403 amino acids. NCBI's taxonomy places the organism in Eukaryota, Metazoa, Arthropoda, Insecta, Hymenoptera, Diprionidae. The transcript is spliced from 7 exons. Gene Ontology annotation, cellular component: membrane; endoplasmic reticulum.